Molecule: messenger RNA, 2961 nt
Organism: Osmerus eperlanus (European smelt)
Lineage: Eukaryota; Metazoa; Chordata; Actinopteri; Osmeriformes; Osmeridae
Molecular function (GO): nucleic acid binding
Source: RefSeq, a predicted model, not a curated record
AUGGACCCAGCAGUUGCAGACCAGAUCCGGCAUGCUCUGGCGAGCCAGGGUGCUCUCGUGGGCCAGCACAGCCAAGCCCUCCAGGAAUUGAUGGACGCAUUACGAGGUCUCACAGCUAACGUUGCCCAGAUCGGAAGCCAGUUGGACAGCCUUCCCACCUGCCUCCUCCAGAACCUCCCACACCCCCUUCAGACCAGCCAGCCCUUACUCCUAGAGAGCCACAUGUGCCAGCCCCUGAGCGCUAUGCAGGAUAUCCUGGAACGAUCUGAGGCUGCUAAACGACUCUUCACCAUCCGUCAGGGAUCCCGUAGUGUGGCAGACUACGCAAUCAAAUUCCACAUCGCAGCAGCUGAGUCCGAUUGGAAUGAUGAUGCACUCCAGGGUGCAUUUCGGAACGGGCUUAGCAAGGUGCUGAAGGAUGAGCUAGCCUCCCGGGAUGACACAGACAGCCUGAAUUCUGCUACUCCCGACUCAACUGGAGAAGAGCCCAUGAAUUUGGGUCGAGCCCAUCUUUCACCUGCUGAGCGCUCUCGGAGACUGCAGGCUGCCAUGGCUGAGACAACACAACCCCCACUUCGACUGGACAUCUGGCAAGGUAAAGACCCUGUAGGGGUCUCUGUGUCUCCGCCAGCCGCUGAACCUCCUGAUUUAACCUCAAUCCCCCAUGUCUACCACGAUCUAGGAGAGGUGUUCAGUAAACAGCAAGCUCUCACACUCCCUCCUCAUCGGCCUUACGAUUGUGCUAUAGACCUCCUUCCUGGGGCCCCCCUGCCAACAAGUCGCCUGUACAAUCUGUCCCGUCCUGAAAGAGAAACAAUGGAGAAAUACAUACAUGACUCUCUAGCCGCUGGCAUCAUCAGGCCAUCUUCCUCCCCUGUUGGGGCCGGUUUCUUUUUUGUCGCCAAGAAGGACCACACCUUACGUCCCUGCAUAGAUUACCGUGGCCUCAAUAGCAUUACAGUGAAGAAUAAAUAUCCUCUUCCCUUGAUCAGCUCUACCUUGGAGGUCCUCCAGGGAGCCACCGUUUUCACGAAACUGGAUCUCAGACACGCCUACCACCUUGUCAGAAUCCGUGAGGGAGACGAGUGGAAGACGGCCUUUACUACCCCCCUGGGACACUACGAGUAUCUGGUUGUUCCUUUUGACCUAACCAACACCCCUGCCAUCUUCCAAGCCCUUGUUAAUGAUGUCCUCCGUGACUUUCUCAAUCGCACAGUCUUCGUCUACCUUGACGAUAUUCUAAUCUUCUCCCGCAAUCUGGAGGAACAUGUCCAGCAUGUCCAACAAGUCCUCCAAAGACUCCUGGAAAACAAACUCUUCGUCAAGGGAGAGAAGUGUGAGUUUCAUGUUAGCUCCAUCAGCUUCUUGGGUUACAUCUUUGAGAGUGGGCAAGUGAGAACGGACCCAGAGAAGGUACAGGCGGUAGUGGAGUGGCCCAAACCAUCUAACCUCAAACAGCUCCAGCGGUUUCUUGGCUUUGCCAACUUCUACCGUCGAUUCAUCCAGGAAAACAGCAGAGUUGCCGCUCCUCUCACCCAGCUCACCUCUACUCUCACUCCCUUCUCCUGGACCACUGGAGCGGAGUCUGCUUUCUCUGAACUGAAGAGACGUUUUACCACUGCACCUGUUCUCAUUCAGCCAGACCAGUCUCGCCAGUUUGUAGUGGAAGUUGAUGCCUCGGAUACGGGAGUCGGGGCGGUUCUCUCCCAGCGCUCAGCCACAGACCAAAAGCUCCAUCCCUGUGCCUUAUUUUCUCGUCGUCUGUCGCCAGCAGAGAAGAACCACAACAUUGUAAACCGUGAGUUACUGGCCCUUGCUUUGGAAGAAUGGAGGCAUUGGCUGGAGGGGUCCGAACACCCAUUCUUUGUGUGGACUGACCACAAAAACCUGGCUUACAUUCAAACCGCCAAACGCCUCCGUCAAGCCCGCUGGGCUUUGUUUUUUGGCCGAUUCAACUUUACCCUUACCUACCGUCCCGGCUCCAGGAACAUCAAGCCAGACGCCCUCUCUCGCCAACAUGUGAUCGAAGUAACUCCUCCCAACACUGACACAAUCCUCCCCUCAUCCUGCAUGGUGGCUGCAGUGACUUGGGAGAUUGAAUCCAUUGUCAGGAAUGCUCAACUCGCACAACCAGACCCGGGUAAUGGUCCGCCUAACCGCCUAUUUGUGCCUGAUUCUGUCCGCUCCCAGGUCCUCCAGUUCUCCAAGGCGGAGCACAUUGUUGCUCUCCCCAAGCUCCCCACAGCUUCUGAAACUGCUGACCUCCUUGUUCUCCAUGUUGACCGCCUUCAUGGGAUCCCAAACGACAUUGUCUCCGACCGUGGACCCCAGUUCGUUUCCCACGCUAUCAACCACCCCUGUUUCCAGCCCAGGAGGACGAACUGGCAGUCCCUUCUGUCCGGGCCCAUCUCCGCCGUUGUCAAAAACUGUGGAGGAACACUUGCUCUGCCCUGCUGCGCUCAGCUGACCGCAACCGCCGACCGUCACCGAACUCCAGCACCCACAUACCAACCAGGUCAGAAAGUGUGGCUCUCCUCCAAAGAUCUCCCGCUGUUGACUGCCUCCAAGAAACUCACACCUCGAUACGUUGGGCCAUUUGUGAUCGAGACUGUCCUUAACCCAUCUGUUGUCAAGCUCAAGCUCCCUACUCAUAUGAGGACAAUUCACCCCACCUUCCACGUCUCUUUGUUGAAACCGGUUUCCACCAGCGUGCUCGCUCCUCCGGCUACUGCCCCUCCACCCCCCCGCAUCAUUGAUGACCAUCCUGUCUACACCGUCCGGCGACUGCUGGACGUGUGCCGUCGCGGACGUGGAUACCAGUACCUAGUGGAGUGGGAGGGAUACGGUCCUGAAGAGCACUGCUGGAUUUCCCGCCGCCUCAUACUGGAUCCUGCCCUUGUCCGGGAUUUCCACCGUGAGCAUCCCGACAGACCUGGUGGGUUGCCUGGUGGCAACCGUUGA